Molecule: messenger RNA, 1781 nt
Organism: Xiphophorus maculatus (southern platyfish)
Lineage: Eukaryota; Metazoa; Chordata; Actinopteri; Cyprinodontiformes; Poeciliidae
Product: CD209 antigen-like protein E
Exons: 7
Coding region: 201-890 (229 amino acids)
Source: RefSeq, a predicted model, not a curated record
UCCUCAGUUUACCCAAUCUGCAUUCUGCAACAGUUGUUCCUCUUUUGUUUCUGAUUAGCUCAUCUGAUUACUCUGCCAGUUCCACCUCUACCUCGGUAUAUAAGUUCAUUCGUUGUCAUUAUUCUCCACUGGACUCUUCUGCUUUCUGCCUGCCUCCUUUGACUUGACCUGCGUUAAUUUAUUAUAAGACAGUCAAACCAAUGGAGGAAAUCUAUGCUAAUGGUUCUUUCAGCAACCUUUCCAUUUCAAAUGACAGAGGUUCUAGCAGCUCUAAGAAGUGGCUCAUUGUGGGUCUUAUCUCUUUGGGGAUCCUGAGUGUUGGCCUCCUUAUUGGACUCAUCAGACUUGGUUUUCACACUCAUGCAUUAUCCAGCUCAGCAGCUGGUCUCUCUGAUACGAAAGACCAGCUUUCUGCCAUGACUAAAGAAAGAGACCAACUGAAUGCAACACUCUUGCAACGGUCUAAUGAAGUGACCAGGCUACAAAGUUUGUUAAAAAAAUAUGUGACCUGUCCUGAUGUAUGGAGGAUGUUCAGCUUUUCUUGUUAUCUCCUCAUUACUGAAUCUGGUCCUUGGAAGAAAGCCAGAGAAGACUGCAGGAAGAGAGGAGGCUAUCUGGUGGUGAUAAACGACGAUGAUGAACAGAAAUUUGUUUUUGCCUUAUCUGACAAGUCACCAUGGAUUGGUUUGAGUGAAGAAACGGAGGGAUCCUGGAAGUGGGUUGAUGGCACUGCUCUGAGUUCUGAGCUUAAAAAGUUCUGGGGACAGGGCCAGCCUGAUAAUGUUAAUGGAAGUGAGGAUUGUGCACAGAUCUUGGAAGUCAACAAGACAUGGAAUGAUAAUAAAUGUGAUAAUUCUUUCCCGUGGAUCUGUGAAAAAGCUCCAGUGUAAUGAUGGGUAUAUAUUAGCGGUUGCUUUCCAAUUGAGGCUAAAUUUAAGCUUUACGUUUUGUACUGCAGAUACCUGAAAAUGUUUUAACUUUACAUAUUAUAGAUACAGUGCAGUAGCACCAUUUCUAAAGUGCUCUUUUUAAAAAAACACAAAUUAUCCAUUUGCAGAUUAGAUUUAACUGUAAUUUCUUUCACAUAAAAGCUUCUUAAAUAUGGAUCUGCAGCCUAUUGUUGCUGCCACUCUGCUGUCUGCUUCAUUGUUGAAAUUAAUCCUGUCAUCUGUGACAUCUAGCAGUUUGUGGACGUCCACAAAAAGGCCUGAUUUUUGUGACUGCAACAAAUGUUCACAUCAAUACUGAAAGUACAGCUACCAUUUAAAUGGUGGCGAUAGAAGAGAAAAUAAAGAAAAACAACCGAACAUGAGCAGAGAAACAACAAGACAAUUGUUUUUAAGGAAUACAGUGUGGAGAGAUUAUAUUAUUAACCCCUUUGGAUUAUUUCUCAGGAACCAUGAGGACAAAAAACUGCAUUGUGUGUUUAGUGAGAAAUUAUGUCAUUUUCUUCUUCUCUUGUAAUUAGACAGCAUACAAACUGCAUCAAUGCCCACAAUAAGACUCAUCUCUGAGUGGAGCGCAGCAGUUCAUCUUAGUGAAUAUGAACACAUUCCUGUCCACACAGUCUGAGUGACUCACAUUUACAUACGUUCAGGCCUGAACAUUUGAUCAUGAAUGUGUGUUCAGUGAACUUAGAACCAGCAGAACAGCAGGUACUAAAGGUCACUUUUUGUUACUUGACAGAACAAAAGCUUCUAUCUGCUACAUUGACUGUACUGGUUACUGUCCAUGGUGAUGAUGGCGUUGGAAAGUGUUGUAAUAGAUGACAUUAUCUUGAA